Nezara viridula (southern green stink bug) is the source of this 351-nucleotide messenger RNA. The record is from the annotation of a GenBank genome assembly. Lineage: Eukaryota; Metazoa; Arthropoda; Insecta; Hemiptera; Pentatomidae.
AUGUGGGCUGGACCUCUUGGAAGACCUGGAGAGGCCGGAAAUGGACCCCCCACCCAGUUACAAUUCCAAGCACUUCAAGCAAUGUCAGCAGUUCUGUGCUGCGGUCCCUGCUUUGAUCCUAAUGCUUUAGCUGAAGAAGGUUCACUAUACCCCUGGAUUGAUCAUUUACUAGCUUCAGAGGAUCCUAAGGUUUAUAAACUAGCUUGCGAAAUGGUGGUUCUUCUUCUUGAAUGUAAUUCUGACAUUGGUUCAUUGCUUGACUGGGUGGUUGAUCGAUGUUACACUGCUAAACCCCAAGUUGCCGAUGGGUGCUUCUUAGCUCUCGCAACCAUCUUCAGUGCAAGCAGCUAA